UCGGUCCCGUCCCCGCGGCGCGCCAUGGAGCGCGGAGUGCUGCUGCUGGCGCUGGCCUGGGCUCUGGGGCUCACCCUGUCCGGGGCAGCCAGGAGCCCCUACCAGCAGGUCCUGCACCACAGCCGGCUGCGCGGCCGGCAGCACGGCCCCAAUGUGUGUGCUGUACAGAAGCUGCUUGGAACAAACAGGAAAUACUACACAAACUGCAAACAGUGGUACCAGAGAAAAGUCUGUGGAAAAUCAACAGUGAUCAGCUACGAGUGCUGCCCUGGAUAUGAAAAGGUGCCUGGAGAAAAAGGCUGCCCAGCUGCAUUGCCACUUUCAAACAUCUACGAUACCCUGGGGAUCGUUGGAGCCUCAACCACACAAUUGUACUCUCUCAGCUCUAACCUGAAACCAGACAUCGAAGCACCGGGAAGUUUUACAAUCUUUGCCCCAAACAAUGAGGCCUGGGCUGCUUUGCCUGCUGAAAUGUUGGAUUCAUUGGUCAGUAAUGUUAACAUUGAACUGCUAAAUGCUCUUCGCUACCAUAUGGUGAACAGACGGGUCCUAACAGAUGACCUGAAACAUGGAACAUCUCUUCCUUCAAUGUACCAGAAUAUUGAUCUCCAGAUCCAUCACUAUCCUAAUGGAAUCGUGACUGUGAACUGUGCCAGACUUUUGAAAGCAGACCAUCAUGCCACCAAUGGAGUGGUCCAUCUGAUAGAUAAAGUCAUCCCCACCACAACGAACACUAUCCAGCAAAUUGUUGAGACCGAUGAAAAUCUUGAAACUCUUAGGGCUGCUGUGGCUGCAUCUGGUCUUAAUACCUUGUUAGAAAGUGAUGGUCAGUUCACACUCUUGGCUCCAACCAAUGAAGCUUUUGAGAAGAUCCCACCAGAAACACUGAACAGGAUCCUUGGGGACCCAGAAGCUCUCAAAGACCUGUUAAACCAUCACAUAUUGAAAUCAGCCAUGUGUGCUGAGGCCAUUAUUGCUGGCUUGUCAAUGGAGACUCUGGAAGGUACCAUGUUGGAAGUAGGCUGUACUGGUGAUGAACUCACCCUGAAUGGAAGGCCUAUCAUUGCUGAAAAGGAUACCCUCGCUACCAAUGGUGUAGUCCAUUUUGUUAAUGAGCUUCUGAUUCCAGACUCAGCUAAAACUUUGUUUGAGUUAGGUAAAGAAUCUGAUGUUUCAACGUCUAUUGACCUUUUUAGACAAGCUGACCUCAGCUCUCAUCUCACUGGAAAUGAGCGUGUGACACUUCUUGCCCCAAUAAACACUGUGUUCAAAGAUGGGACUCCUCCUAUGAAUCAGAACACAAAGAGUUUGCUUCUAGAUCACAUUCUUGAAGAACAACUUUCUUCUAAAUAUCUUUACCAUGGACAGACGCUAAAAACUCUGGGUGGCAAAGAACUGAGAGUUUUUGUGUACCGCAAUAACCUCUGCAUUGAAAACGUCUGUAUUGCUGCCCAUGACAGGAGAGGAAGGUUUGGCACCUUGUUUACAGUGGACAAAAUGUUGACUCCACCAGUUGGAACACUCAUGGAUGUUCUAAAGGCAGACCAACGUUUCAGUACAUUGGUGGCUGCCAUCCAAUCUGCAGGUCUAAUGGAGACAUUAAAUAGGCCAGGUGCCUUCACGGUGUUUGCUCCAACAAACGAAGCUUUCCGAGCUAUGCCACAAGGGGAACUGAACAAACUUAUGGGUAAUGCUAAAGAACUUGCUACCAUUCUGAAGUACCAUAUUGGGGAUGAAAUCUUGGUCAGUGGAGCAGUUGGAGCUCUUGUGAGAUUGAAGUCUCUGCAGGGUGAUAAAAUUGAAGUUAGCUCUAAAAACAAUGUAGUAAAUGUUAACAAGGAACCUGUUGCUGAAACUGAUAUCAUGGCCACUAAUGGUGUGAUUUAUGCUGUGAAUGCUGUCUUACAACCUCCAGCUUUUAGACCUCAAGAAAGAGGAGAUGAGCCUGCAGAUCCUGCACUAGAAAUCUUCAAACAGGCAUCUGCAUUAUCCAAGGUUUCCCAGAGGAGUGCUCGGCUAGCGCCUGUAUAUUCCAGGUUAUUAGCAAGGAUGAAACAGUAAAGUGAAGAACAUUCAGCAGAACAAUCCGCUUUUGCUGUGGUUUUACGGGAAGGACAGAAUUUGUUUUUUAAAACCAAAUAUCACACUUAAGUUUAUUUUGUUUCCAUUUGAAUGGAUAGGAGAAAAAAGCCAUAUUUUUUUAAACCAUUUUUGCUUCUUUUUUUACCUUUUUAGGAGCUGUACAUUAAGGCUAACAUUUUUCAGAAGUAAACCCUGAUUCUGGAUGCUUAAGUUUAGGUAUCCAACCUGUGGUAGCUGUGGGCCUUAUUUUUCAGAAGAACAAGUGCUGAUUACAGCUCUGGUUGAGGAAAGCACUUAAGCGCGUGCUUGGGUCCGUCCCUCUUCGGGACAGUUAAGGGCUAUCCUGAACAGGGACACUUUCCUGAAUCAAGACUUACCUUCACCUCUGACUUCAACUGCAGUUGUGGAUUCUAAGCACCCCUGAAAAUCAAGAUCAAAAGUACAGUCUCACUUUGUGCACUCACCCCCUCCCCCCAAAAAGCAUCCGAAGUCUGCCACCUUUUGAAAACAUUCACCCUAAUGACCGGACCAUGAUUGUACAUGAUCACCUUUCAAGUCAAUAGAUCACCUAGGUGCCAAUCUUAUCGUUGAUUACACAGUGAUUGUUUUAACUUAUCCUUUUGUUGAACUCACUAAAUGUUUUCUGAGCAAUAUUGUGUUUUAAACCAAAGAAUACAUCUGCCCCCCUUUCCCCCUAUGUUUUGAAAGUCUUCCAUGCAAGUCUGAGUUUGAGGUGUUUUUUUUAAAAAAAGCCUUCUGUUGAUAUUAGGGGAUUUGCAUGAUGUAAACUGCGGUAUGAACUGUUGUAGUUUUUGUUUGGUUUUGUUUAUGCAUAUGGAUUUGACUUUGUCUUGGUUCACAAGAAGACUGAAAAUACAUCAUAUCUGCAGUGAGACUUCUCCCUCUCAGAAGCCUUCAAAUAAAUGAUUCAUUUGUAAUAACUUGGUUUUUUUUUAAAAAAAAGACAGUAAAAUUAAAAAACAUUUGACCAACGA
Messenger RNA from Gopherus flavomarginatus (Mexican gopher tortoise), 3077 nucleotides. RefSeq names its product transforming growth factor beta induced (gene TGFBI). The transcript is spliced from 17 exons. The record is from RefSeq and is a predicted model, not a curated record. NCBI's taxonomy places the organism in Eukaryota, Metazoa, Chordata, Testudines, Testudinidae. Gene Ontology annotation, molecular function: cell adhesion molecule binding. Gene Ontology annotation, cellular component: extracellular matrix. Gene Ontology annotation, biological process: extracellular matrix organization; cell adhesion. The coding region runs from base 25 to 2061 and encodes 678 amino acids.